Molecule: messenger RNA, 2929 nt
Organism: Ictalurus furcatus (blue catfish)
Lineage: Eukaryota; Metazoa; Chordata; Actinopteri; Siluriformes; Ictaluridae
Gene: def6c
Product: DEF6 guanine nucleotide exchange factor c
Exons: 13
Coding region: 156-2303 (715 amino acids)
Cellular component (GO): nucleus; cytoplasm
Source: RefSeq, a predicted model, not a curated record
CAGGGCUGGUCUGGAACUAAACUCAACCUGGCAACCUUGCAUAGCGCCUGCGCCGUGCGGUUUCUGAAACGUGUUAUAGUACUUCACGGCUCUAAAAGCCGCCUUGGAUUUAUUCCCUUUAACUGGAGGAUGGUUGCUGAACGAUCAGAGGAGACAUGGAUCUAAAAUCCGAGCUGCUUAAGUCCAUCUGGUACGCGUUCACCUCGCUGGAGGCCGAGCGCAGCGGCAAAGUGUCCAAGUCCCAGCUGAAGGUGCUGUCUCACAAUUUAUACACAGCCCUGAACAUCCCUCAUGACCCUGUAGCCUUAGAGGAGCAUUUCAAGGAUAAUGACAAUGGACCCGUCUCUGAUCACGGCUAUAUGCCUUAUCUCAACAAGUAUAUUCUUGCAAAGGCUAUUGAGGGUACAUUUAACAAGGAGAUAUUUGAUGAGCUGUGCUGGACAAUGACUGCUAAGAAGAACCUCAAGCCUAGUAUUCAGCAGGGAGUGUGUUCACAAAGUGACUGCUUCAAGCUUUUCUGUCUGUUUAAUUUGCUCUCUGAGGACCAUUAUCCUCUUGUCAUCGUCCAACCUGAGGUAGAGUACCUGCUGAAGAAGAUUUCCACUGCUAUGAGCCAGGAGUGGGAUGGGAAGGCACUGGAGUAUCUGCUAUCCCAGGAUCCUUCUUUGCAGGAUGGCCUGUCUGUGUGGAUGUUUUUGGAGCAUCUCAGCGCAGGGCACCUUAUGAGGGUGGACAGUAAGGAGGCCUUCAGCCUGGCACUGGACGACCUCUUCAUGGAGAUGUAUCACAAUGUACUGAAGAAGGGUUACAUGCUGAAAAAGGGGAAUGUACGUAGGAAUUGGAAUGGGCGCUGGUUUGUGCUUAAGCCAGGCAGCUUGGCCUACUACAUUAGUGAGGACCAGAAAGAGAAAAAGGGAGAGGUCCAGCUGGAUGGGAGCUGUGUGGUAGAGGUGAGUUCUGUUGUAGUCCAUUGGCUCUGUUCUAUUGCAAUCACUUUCUUUUACAAUCUUUUUAUAGUUCUUAAAAAGAACAGCAUCACCAAUGAUGGGCCCAAUGAUGGAUAUGUGGAUGGAAGUUUGUAUGUAUGCAUUAAUUGCUUGUCACUUGUUUCUACCAUGCCUGAUAAAGAGGGGAGACGCUGUUUAUUCUGUGUGAAGACUCCUGGCAGGACAUAUGAGAUGAGUGCUUCAGAUCAGAAACAGAGAGUGGAAUGGAUUCAAGCUUUGCAAACAGCUCUCCGGCUCAAGACAGAGGGGAAGAGCUCAUUGCAUCAGGAGCUAAAGCUGCGCAGACGAGAGCUACGGGAGUACAGUCAGAGAAACGAGAGCCAGAGCAGCCAAAGUGGUCAGAGAAGCAAUAGCCAGAGCAACCAGGGUGAACAUAGUGCUGAAGUCGAGGAGCCCAGCUCUGUGACUCAACACGGAGAACCAGAGAGCAAGGAACCAGACCUUGAAAUCAUAGACAUCAUCCAGCAACACCUAGAACUGGAGGUGCAGCGCAAAAAGGAGGAUGAGUGGGAGAAAGAGAAGCAGAAGGAGAGGCAACAAGAGUUGGAGAGACAGCUGGAGGAAGCCAACAAGGCCAGAGAGGACAUGGAGACUGCACUGGCUAAAAUGGAAAGGGAGGUGCAACAGCAAAAGAAGAGAUUACAGGAGCUGGAACUCAUGCAGCAGAAACUGGAGGAGGCACUCAAUACACAGAUUCAGGCCCGCUUAGAGGAGGAGAAAGUCCGUCAUGAGCUCGAGAGGCUACUGGAGGAAGAAAGGGGGAAGCUGACUGAGUUGAUGCUCCAUCAGAGACACUUGGAGAGUCAUGAAUGUGCAGAAACAACCCAAGAGAAAACACUUGAGCCCCAAAAAGAUGAGGAUAACAUACUCCAUCCUGCAUCUUCUGUGAUCCCUCCAUCCUCUAGCCCCCAACUACCAUUGUGUCCAGCCCAUGCCAUUGCAGAAACAGUGGAAACACAUCAAUACAAUGUGGAGAACGUGUCUGAGAAUUUUUCUAAAGCCCAAAAUAUCAGACAAUGGAACGUCCAGCUCAACCGCCUUAUGAAGCCGAUCACACCAGCAGACAAAUUGGAGCGUUUCCCUGUGAGAACCAACUAUCCCAAACACGGCCAGGCACUCACCAGCACAGAGUUUAUUGUGAAGUACCAAUCAACAGUCACUGAAGCGGAAUCCUCCAACAGUCAGCCACGAAAGACAGAAGAGGAUGUGGGCAUACAAGAACCAAUCCCUGCGUCUCGGGUUGAGGAACCACAGAAAACCAGAGAGCAGUUUGAGCAUAGCAAAGGCUUUGCAUAGUGACACUGAAACAAGCUCAACAAGUAUACAUUUUGUGAGAAUUGUUAAUGGUUGUAGCAGCCUUACCAUGUUACACAAGUGAAUAGCGGCUGUAGAUCUAAAUGUUUUGUUUUGUUUUUUUUAAAUGUAAUUAUAGUAUUUGCAAAAAUGUUAAGCGUGUGCACGUGUGUGUGCCAAACACAUAAUGCAAUGUUAUUUAUUUCCCAAGACACAAACACUCAUUUAUUUACAACUAUUUCACUAAAUCCAGACAAUACUCAUUUCUAUUCCAAGUUUUCUUUUUGUCAGCUCUGUCAGUGACACCUGACUCAUUAGGAGCUAGAAUUGAAUUGACCUUCAAAUCAAUUCUAGGAAAAAAAUUUUUUUUAAAUAAUGUGUAUGCAGCAAUACAAUGUAUAUCAAUAAUAAUGAAAAGUGUUAAAUUAUAACUGCUAGAUUGUUCAACCAGGCUUUAAUAAUGUCUUCCUUUAGUAUAUUCUUGUUAUAUAAUCUGGUGCAUGUCACACACCGCGUGUUUCCCGUUUCACUAUUUAUUAUCUAAAUCAGCAAGUUACACUGCUCGAGUUAUACAGAACCAUGAUGGUGAGGAUUGAAUUCAGUUGUAACCAACCCGCCCCCCCCCCCCC